Messenger RNA from Nothobranchius furzeri (turquoise killifish), 2299 nucleotides. The record is from RefSeq and is a predicted model, not a curated record. NCBI's taxonomy places the organism in Eukaryota, Metazoa, Chordata, Actinopteri, Cyprinodontiformes, Nothobranchiidae.
CUUUCAUAAUUAGUCCAAUAAACUCUCUCGGAUGUACCCUAUUUGUACUUGCUCCCUGGAUUAGUGGAAGGUACUACUGGACAGUGCACCUUUGUGUCCGUAAUAUUACUUCACCUACCUCUACGGUCUUUGAUAUUGUCGGCCUAAGUAAAUCUCACCCCACUCCUGUGUUAACUGACAUGGAUAAAGUAAAUAAACCCUCACCAGCGAUAACUAUUGACACUAAAAGCCCUUCUGUUGAUGAGACAUUUCAGACGGUUACAGGCAUUUCCGCUAGCACUAACAAUUGGUUACUCCUGGCUGAACAAGCAGCUAAUGCUUCAGAUCAAGAUUGUCUAGUUUGCCUUUCAGCUCGUCCUACUCUCCGUAUUGUACCACCUCCGAUCCCUCCAGAAUGUUUUCUUCAUUUGAUGAACGGGACUUCCCUAAAUUCUAAUUGUACUAAGUUUGGACAAAUCUUUCCAAAGCAAAAACCAGGUGAUGACAUUGGUACGCCCUUCUUUUCAAACAUUGUGGCCCCUAAUAACUUCAGUUGUAUUCAUCUAAUUGGACGAGGCGGUCCUUUUCUAGGGAAUGUCACCACUACUUGGUGCGUUAAUACAACCGUGUCAGUUUCAUCACAAUUCAAACCCAAAAAGCGUGCCAACCUAUGGUGGUGGUGUGGUGCUCCACAACUCUAUAAUGGUUUUCCCAGGAAAUCUUCAGGUUUGUGUGCCCUUAUUACUUUACUGUUACCUGUCACUGUAACUCCCGUAACACUUCGUGAUACCCCUAUUUCCAGCUCUUACUCUAGCAUACGGCGAAAGCGAUCUGUACCAGCUUUACCUGCAUUUCACAAUCCCACUUAUAUAGAUGCCAUUGGCGUCCCCAGAGGUGUUCCCGACGAAUACAAAUUAGUUGACCAAAUAGCCGCCGGAUGGGAAUCUAUUUUUGUCUGGAUAACUCCCAAUAAAAAUGUCGACCGCAUUAACUACAUCCAUUUCAAUGUUCAACUCUUAAGUAACUACACUCGUACUGCACUUGAGGCAGUUCACCAACAACUAUCGGCUACUUCCUUGAUGGCGUUCCAAAACAGAAUUGCUGUAGACAUGCUGUUAGCUGAAAAAGGGGGCGUGUGUUCCAUGUUUUCUCAAAAUUGCUGUGUUUACAUACCCAACAAUACGGCCUCGGACGGUAGCUUAACUAAGGCCUUAGACGGCCUCCGCUCUUUGACAGAAAAAAUGAAAUCCCACUCUGGUGUAGACACCUCCAUGUGGGACUCUUGGCUUGAUGUAUUUGGUAAAUACAAGUCGCUCGUUUCCUCCGUCCUGGUGUCAAUGUCUGUCUUCGCUGCCAUUCUUGUUACAUGCGGUUGUUGCUGUAUCCCUUGUCUUAGGCAACUAGUCCAGAGAUUGAUUACCAUUGCCAUCUCUCCUCCACCUGCUGACCCAAUUAUCCAGAUGCCCUUGUUACUAGCCAAUCCUAACAUCUAUUUGGGAGGGGAACCUUCUGAUGAAAGUGAUGACUCUCAUGAUGAAGAAGAUGUUGUUAGAGUGUGAGAAUAUUGAGUGAUUUAUGUAACAAUCCCUUAAACUGUUUAUUUCUAUGAGUUUUUUGAUUGUGUUGUUUUUAUUUUUUUGAUCAUUGAUGUCCUAGGCAUGCCCACUCUGUGCCAAAAGGCGUUCGCCUCAAAAUGAGGGGACAUGGGGGAAUUUUCCCUAUUUGACGUACAUAAUUAGGGUUUUUCGCCCUCAUACGGGUGUGCAUGCGAUCCAUACAUGUUGUAACAUGUUCAGUUGAAAGUAUAAUCAUGUUUUUUGUAUUAGUUUACUGCUAGAGAUGUGAGAAAAUGUAAUCUGAUUGAUUGUUUGUAUUGGUGUUUUAAAACUCUGCUUAUUAUAUUCUUUUUGAUGGAAUUUGGGGUUGUUGUUGUUUUGAUUUCCUACAUCUUUGUUGAACUCUUAAAAGAGUUCAAAAGGGGGAUUGAAAAUAUAUGUAACUCUCAUAUAAGCUCUUUUAUUAUUCAUUCUUACAUGCUACUCUUUUCAUUAUGGGAUCAUGUUAUAAUAUUAAAGGCCUCUCUGUGUUUCUCUCCUGCACAAGCUCUUAAAACAGCUGCAGGAACUCCAAAAGGGAGAUGUUUCUGCUCAUCUUAUAAUUACAAGUUCUUGUGACAUGUUAGAUCCUGCCUAACAAGGCAAUAUAUAUAUGUAUUUACCUUAUAAGCUCAUUUUAUUAUUCUAUGCUAUGGAAACUCGCUCAGAUACUCAAGGCCUCCACACAAAGAUUAAUAGCUGUGUAUCUUCUCCUGCACCAGAGA